AUGUUUCAGUCCUCUUACCAGUUGGAUGAGACUCAUGUAUUGUUAGCUAAUCAGGCAGAGUAUGAAGCCUUAAUUAUUGGUUUGGAGUUGGCAAGGAGUAUGAGAAUUCCAUACUUGAAAGUCUUUGGGGAUUCACAGUUGGUGAUAAGGCAGGUGAUAGGCCAAUAUAGAUGCAACAGUGCAGUGCUAGGAGAGUAUUUAGAGCAAGUAUUGCAACUGGUCAAAGGUUUUGAGACAGUAGAGUUUGAACACAUGCUUAGACUUGAGAAUAAAGAGGCCAAUAAGAUGGCCCACUCAACCUCUAGUUUGAGAAUUCCAAAUGGUUUCCAGGAAAGAAUAGUUAGGAUUCAGAAAAGAACAAUGCCUUGUGUUAGGUGUCAACAGUUGCAAGGCUUGUCAAUAUUGACUUUGGAAGUGUUAGAGGAUAAUUGGAGGUCACCUUUGAUCAAGUAUUUGAGUGAUCCAGAAGCAAAAGUAAAUAGAAGGAUAAAAUAUCAAGCUAUGAAUUAUGUCAUUAUGGGAGAUGACUUGUUCAGAAGAAACCAAGAUAGGUUGUCAUUGUUAUGUAUUAGAGGGUUAGAAUAG
This is a messenger RNA of Camellia sinensis, 585 nucleotides long. NCBI's taxonomy places the organism in Eukaryota, Viridiplantae, Streptophyta, Magnoliopsida, Ericales, Theaceae. The record is from RefSeq and is a predicted model, not a curated record.